This is a messenger RNA of Xyrichtys novacula (pearly razorfish), 42823 nucleotides long. Lineage: Eukaryota; Metazoa; Chordata; Actinopteri; Labriformes; Labridae. The record is from the annotation of a GenBank genome assembly.
AUGGAGAGGAUGAGGAAGAUCAAACGACAAUUGUCGCUCACCCUGGGGAGGGGCGGUGCCACAGGAGGGGACAGGAAGCUGAGUGAUACAGUCAACCAGGAUGUGACAUCACACAGUGACUCAGGUAACACCACAUGGCCAGAAGAAGUGUUUAAAAAGCAGCAGUCCCUCAAGUGUCCUCUAGAGGCCUGUUGCAAAAUGCUUAUCCAUUCACAAUAAGCAGAAGUCAAGAGUGUAAAAAGGAUGAUGAAGAAAGCAAUUUUGGUCUUAAUAUCUUGCUUCUCUCUUCGCAAAACUCACCGGCCUCAACGCCAUAUCUUUACCUGCUGCUUACUUGACCCAAAAUUAGUACAAGUGACCAUUUCAAAUAUGGCACACGCCAACAUAAUGCUCCAGCACUCUGAACCCAGAAACCAACGGGUUCACUAAUCCCUAAUUUCCACCACAUCCUGAACCGCUACGAAAAGGCUGUAUCCGCCGAUUGUAGCUGAUAGUAACCAUUCAAGUUAACGUGACAAUUUACACCGACUUCUUUCCGUUCCUCUGCGGAUCGCCGGACUCCACAGCUGAUCGCAAGAGUUCAAUUUUUUCCAGACGCCGGAGCAUGCCGGAUAAUUUCAGCACAGAUUAACCCGUGCUGGAAAGGAAGUCGGGCACAGACACAAAAUAAAACAUCCGGCUUCUUUUCAAAAUAAAACACUCCGUGUUUCAGGAGGAUCGUAUUUUACACCAUGCAGAUGGGUGGAGAGGAACAAGUGAAAGGUUAUUAGACGUCAUUUCACCCCGAUGACACCAUGGAUGAGGAGAUGCUGAUUCUAGAAGUCUAGAGGUAGAUUUCCUCUUCUGGAAGGACACAAUCUACUGCUUAUAUGUCUAUGUGGCUGUCCUAAUAGAGACAACUUGUUCUUUAGUUUAGGAGAGUUUGUAAACAGUUGUAAUUUCACUGAUGAAAAUGAUAUUGAUAUAUGUUCAGCAGCACACUCUCAGUGCAUAUUCAGGCUGGGACUUGCAGCAGGCAGGGGGGUAGUUUGCAGCAGAGUAUGAAGAGACUGGGAUGAGAGUCAGCACCCUUAAAUCUAAAAAUCCCUUAAAGCGAGUCUUUGUCCCAUGUGAGGGAGUUCAAGUACCUCGGGGUUUACAGUCUGGUGCAGCGAUGUCCCCAAUAACCCUGAGCUGUGAGUAGUGACUAAAAAAACGAUCGAUGAAUGAUAUCCAACCUGUUUUCGUCCUUCUCUUGUGUCUCUCACCCCAUUAGAGGUGGUGUCUCGUCGAGGUUCUUCUUCAUCUGCUGGUUUAAAGGUUCGAGGUUCUUCUUCUUCAGUUUCAUCUCUUCUUCAGACGUACGGACGAAAACCCCGGAACCUUGGACGCAGCCUGAGCUCGUACCUGAACCACACCACCCGCCUGGGUACAUACACCGCAAACACAUACACAGAUAUUAAAGAUGAUACAACCAUACUACCCGUAGGGCUCACCCAAAUACUUCCAGGUGUUUCAGUGUUGUGUUUUUGCACCUUCAGAGAUCGUUCACGAGGAUGUAAAGAUGAGUUCUGAUGGUGAAAGUGAUCCAGCUUCUUCAUCAGACGACGUUCAGAGUCCAGUCAGAGUCCGACUGAGGAACAAGAAGAUCUCCACCGAGGUACACACACACAUGCGCGCGCACACACACACACACACACACACACACACACACACACACACACACACACACACACACACACACACACACCUUAAAGACAGACGUCCUCUCUUUGUCUCCCUCUCUGCUGUUUCAGGACAUAAACAAGCGUCUGUCUUUGCCAGCUGACAUCCGUCUUCCUGACGGCUACCUGGAGAAGUUCAAUGUCAUUGGUCCGGCUCUGUUUGAGCAGCCAAUCAGCAGGCGGCUUCGCAGAGUUUCCCUGGUUUGUAUGCCUUCACUCCCACUGUUUAUAUUUUCAGGUUUUUCAUUCACAAAGCUACGGGAUAUUUGGAUAGUUUCGGAUAAUGUAAGCUAGCAGCUGCUCCAUGCUAACAUCACUUCUUAAAAAGACGUCCAUCAUGCAUCGUGUCCCUCUCUGUUCUAACUAUCUGAUAAUGUUCCUGUUUUUGACGGCAAAGAAGGGCUCAAAUAUGAAACCUGUCCGUGUCUUUGCAGUCCGAGAUCGGUUUUGGGAAACUGGAGACGUACAUCAAACUGGACAAACUGGGCGAGGUGAGGACAAAUCUGAUGACCCAGAAUAAAGUUUGUUUUUGACCAUCUGUGGAGUCUUUAGAGAGUUAUUAGUGCAGCAUGAUAAAUAGGAAUAACAGUAAUACAGCUGAGAGGUGACAAAUACAUGGACUAGUUUUUCAAAGAGACAGGAUGUGUCUGAUUUAUGUGACCAUCACACUUGGUCCAGAAAAAAGGACAAACUUCGCCAACGAGGUCCAACUCGGAGUGGUUGAAAGUUUUGGCUGUGACUUUUUUUACAGUGUGUUGCUGUCUCACCUGUCUCUUCUUUAACUGUCUCACCUGCCUCUUCUUCAACUGUCUCACCUGUCUCUUCUUCAACUGUCUCACCUGUAUCCUUUUUAACUGUCUCACCUGUCUCUUCUUUAACUGUCUCACCUUCCUCUUCUUUAACUGUCUCACCUCUCUUUUCUUUAACUCUCUCACCUGUUUCUUCUUAAACUAUCUCACCUGUCUCUCCUUUACUAUCUGUCUAACCUGUCUGUCUCCCCUGUCUCCUUUUUUAUUGUCUCAUCUGUCUGUUUAAAUGCCUCACCUGUCUCUUCUUCAACUGUCUCACCUGUCUCUUUUUUUAACUUUCUUACUUGUCUCUUCUUUAACUGUCUCCUCUUCAACUGUCUCACCUGUCUCUUCUUCAACUGUCUCACCUGUAUCCUUUUUAACUGUUUCACCUCUCUUUUCUUUAACUGUCUCACCUGACUCUUCUUUAACCUACUCACCUGACUCUUCUUUAACUCUCUCACCUGUUUCUUCUUAAACUAUCUCACCUGUCUCUCCUUUACUGUCUGUCUCCCCUGUCUCCUUUUUUACUGUCUCAUCUGUCUGUUUAAAUGUUUCACCUGUCUCUUCUUUAACUGUCUCACCUGCCUCUUCUUCAACUGUCUCACCUGUCUCUUCUUUAACUGUCUCACCUGCCUCUUUUUCAACUGUCUCACCUGUCUCUUCUUCAACUGUCUCACCUGUCUCUUCUUCAACUGUCUCACCUGUAUCCUUUUUAACUGUUUCACCUGUCUCUUCUUUAACUGUCUCACCUUCCUCUUCUUUAACGUUCUCACCUUCCUCGUCUUUAACUGUCUCAUCUUUCCCUUCUUUAACUGUCUCACCUCUCUUUUCUUUAACUGUCUCACCUGACUCUUCUUUAACUCUCUCACCUGUUUCUUCUUAAACUAUCUCACCUGUCUCUCCUUUACUAUCUGUCUAACCUGUCUGUCUCCCCUGUCUCCUUUUUUAUUGUCUCAUCUGUCUGUUUAAAUGCCUCACCUGUCUCUUCUUCAACUGUCUCUACUGCUUCUUCUUCAACUGUCUCACCUGUCUCUUUUUUUAACUUUCUCACUUGUCUCUUCUUUAACUGUCUCUUCUUUAACUGUCUCACCUGUCUCUUUUUCAGGUGUCGGUUCUACUUGUCCUCCUCGAUUUAACAGUUUCUCCGCCUGUCUCUCUCUUUAACUUUGUCUUUUUUUCACCUAUCUGUCCUACCUGUGGCUUGUUUACCUGUUUACUGGUCUAUUCCUUUCACCUGUUUCUUCUUGGUUCUUACCUUUCUUUUCUCUCACCUGUCUUUCUCUCACCUGUCUGUUUCUUACCUUUCUUGUCUCCCACCUGUCUUUCUCUUACCUGUCUGUUUCUUACCUUUCUUGUCUCUCACCUGUCUUUCUCUCACCUGUCUGUUUCUUACCUUUCUUGUCUCUCACCUGUCUUUCUCUUGCCUGUCUGGUUGUCACCUGACUGUUUGCAGGGAACUUAUGCCACAGUGUAUAAAGGUCGCAGUAAACUCACAGAGAACCUUGUUGCUCUGAAAGAAAUUCGUCUUGAGCACGAAGAAGGAGCUCCUUGUACUGCAAUCCGAGAAGGUACUACUGCAGAAUACUGACUCUGUACUACAGUGGUUGUACUAGAGUAGAUCCUUGUACAACCUGAAGUGAUGCUGCACUGUUCCUGAUCAUAAACAAACUUAAAUACAGCUGUAGUUAAGUUUUUGCAGCAGCAUCAGCAUGUGUGUCUUCUAUGGCAGUGUCUCUACUGAAGGAUCUGAAACACGCCAACAUAGUCACGCUUCAUGAUAUCAUCCACACGCAGAAAUCCCUAACCCUGGUGUUUGAGUAUCUGGUGAGUCUCAAACACACACAAACACAGGUCUCUGUAAUUUGGCGGGGUCAUCAUUUGAAGAUGUUUCUGUCUGCGGUUUUUCAGGACAAAGAUCUAAAACAGUACCUGGACGACUGCGGGAACUGCAUCAAUGUCCACAAUGUCAAAGUAAGGAAACUUUUUUGUUCGUACUUUCUGCUCACCUGUAUAUUCCUGUUUGAUGACCCAGAGCAGACUCCUAGAAACAUGUCUGUUGGAGCUGUUCAGACUGAUUUUUGGGUAUAAUAAAGAAAUGUCUGUAUUUAAAGAGGGUCUAGGUGUACUAAGGUUGCUCUCGUGGUCAUUCUCAUGGUCACUCUGCUGCUUUUUGUGACCAUUUGUACAGUUGGUCACUCUGUUUGCUCCUUUCAUGGGUAGUCUGUGUGCAGAUUAAUUCUUAGUUUUUAACUUUUAUGGCUUUGUAAUUCAUCUUUUUUGAUGUGCACUCUGAAAGUUUCUUAGAUGUUGUGAUAAUUCAGACUGAACAGUAGAAGCCACCUGCUGCAUUGCCCCUGAUACGUCCAUUUGAACAUAAGAACAUAUCUUUUUAUAUAUACUUUUGUUUCUUUGGUUUUUAUUCCACUACCACUCUUCCUCCAGAAAGUGCAAUAUCACUCACCAUGCUGCUAUUUUACUUUUAGUUUUUAUUGUUUUUAUUUUUUUUCUGUGUAUUAAGUUUAACACCACCAUGAUGUGAUAUGGAAGCCAAACAACGACAUUUCGUUGCAGAGAGGAAUCACUGCUGUGUUUUAUUCCGUGCAAUGAUAAAUAAAGAAAGUCUAAGUCUUGACGUAAAAUGAAGUGCACCCUCCCUCUCCUCUUUAACUGUGUGGGCACGGCCCCUCACCCCAGAACAGCUCUGACUAACACUGAGUGAGAGCUGAGAGGAGGGAGGAGGGGAGCCUGGAUCUGCAGCCUGUGAUAAAAUGUAAAAGAGCUCAGAUCCUUCAGUUUUUAUGAUGGUGUAAAAAUACUUCAAUCUUUUACUUAAUUCGGUAAGUACUCUCACAGAAACGAAGUUAAAGUCGUAGAUAUGAGUUUUAAAAAUCAUCCAGUCCGACGUGCUUUAGAGAACACAUAAGGAGGCUCAACUGUUAUUUUGACCAUUUAUUGUGUUUUUAGAGAAUUAAGAGUUUGGGGGGGUUUCGAAAGGUUUGAAGUGUCUUAACUGUAUGUGAUGCAGAUGUUAAAUCCUGGGUUAUUCCUUUUUUAAUAGUACUGACAUUAACACCAGUCAGAAUAGUUAGGCAGCCCUGCUGUUGGUUACCCUGUUUUGGUCCCAGUGUGGGUUACCUCGCCUGAUAGAGUCUCUGUGGGAUCCUCUGUUGGUCAGUCUUUUGCUCCAGUUGGUUUCUAUGUGGGUCACUCUAGUUCUUUGGCUCUUUCUGGGUCUGUAUGUGGGUCACUGUAUGAAUCCCUCUGUUGGUGGAUUUGUUGGCCCAUCAGUUCUUCAUCCUUUGGGUAUCUUUGUCAGAUUGCUUCUGUUUGUUGGUUGCUGAGAUGUGAGCUUUACUAUUUGCUGUGUAGGUCACUCUUAGGGUCACUUUGUGGGUCACCAGUUUGGAUUUCUCGGUCACUCAUGAUGCAAAGACGAUAACUGGGUUACUCUCAGUGCUUGUCCAGAUAACCCAUUCCUGCUCUGUGGUGACUUACCUGUUCUCCUCAGCUCUUUCUUUUCCAGUUACUUCGUGGUUUGUCGUACUGUCAUCGGAGGAAAGUUCUUCACAGAGACCUGAAACCCCAAAACUUGCUAAUCAACGAGAGAGGAGAGCUCAAACUGGCCGACUUUGGUGAGAGAGCUAAAUGUGUUAACCAAAGAAAAAAAAGCUUUCUCCAGAAGUCAGGCUUUGAUGUCACUCAGAUGUAGUCAGAAGUUGGAUAAAAGCAAAAUCAGAGGCCUGAAAAAAGAUGGCUACAUGUAUGGAAGUUAUAUUAGCGUUUGCCUUAUAUUCGAACAAGGCAAGCGCUAAAAUAACUUUCGUAGAUGUAGCCAUCUUGUUUCCGCCUCUGAUUUUUUUUUACUUACUAACUGAAACACUGGUAACUUGGGUGUGAAGCCAUUUUCCGCUCCGACAUCUGACUUCCAAGGUAACUUAAACGCAGCGUUAUUACUGCUAUGAUGUCACUCAGGUGUAGUUAUUUCUGCGGUGAUGUCACUCAGGUGUAGUAAUGAUGUGGUGAUGUCACUCAGGUUUCUGGUUUCUUAUUUUAGGUUUGGCAAGGGCAAAGUCUAUCCCGACGAAGACUUACUCCAACGAGGUGGUGACGCUGUGGUACAGACCGCCAGACAUCCUGUUGGGCAGCACCGAUUACUCCACCCAUAUUGAUAUGUGGUCAGUUCUGUAGUAUUGUUGUACUGUCGUAGUAUUUUGCACUUCAGUGAUAGUUUUAUGUAAACUGUCUGACCUGAUCAGUUAUUCGACGAACAUCAAAAGAACUAAUCUAGACUCUACUGACCUGUCUCAUCUUCUUCUGCCUGUCUGUCUCUCUGUCUGUCCAUCUGCAGGGGUGUUGGUUGUAUCUUCUAUGAAAUGGCGACAGGUCGCCCUCUGUUUCCUGGUUCGACGGUGGAGGAGGAGCUUCACUUUAUAUUUAAACUCCUUGGUGAGCCAAUCAGCUCCGAUUAUUCUCUCUCACCUGUGUGUGUGUGUGUGUGUGUGUGUGUGUGUGUGUACAGCUGUGAUUGGAUAAGAGUAGGACCCUUUCAAAGCCUUUAUUUAAAAGAAAAUAAUCCAAAAUGAUGAGGCUGAAAAAUAAAUAUCUAUAUAUUACAAAUAUAUAUUUGUAUAAAGUUGUUAUAGAGAAACAACCAAACAAGUUCAGUGUAGUAGGAUCAGAAGUUCUUCAUCCAACUUCACUCAUUAGUUUUUCAAAUUUUUCAGAGCUGUGGUCUUUAAAAUGCUUUAAACUUCGAACUCAAAGUAACAGCAGCUGUACUGAUACUGAGUGACCUAAUGGAGGUCUCUGUUUUUACCUGUUUAGAUUUGAGGGCUGUUCGUAUUGCGAUUGUUUAAUUGCAUGGCUUGUUUUUUUAUGCAUAUGUUUUUGAAUAUAUUGUGCAUUUCAUGUACACGUUUUGUGUUUUUUGUGCAGGCACUCCCACAGAGCAGAGCUGGCCUGGGAUCAGUUCAAACGAGGAGUUUGUGACAUAUAACUACCCACAAUACAGAGCCGAGAGACUGAGUACGCACACUCCUAGGUACACAGCUGAAAUACAUUUUAUUUACAAAGCGCUGUCUUCAUAAACAGGGGUAUGUAGUACAGGUCCCUGGACCAGAUGGAGAGUGUUGCUGAUCUACUCAGGGAAAAAUAAGCACGUUGUCUGUUCAGUGCUGUGGUCGUGUUUCUGUUAUUUCAAGUUUUUCUCUCUGAUGUGGAUUGUGUGUUUUGUUCAGGGUAUUUUUGUUAAGGUGCGUCGUCCCCAGUAUCACUCUGACCUGAGAGUGACUUUUCUUCAACAAAAACAAAACCAGCCUGAUCUGUGUGUGUUUGUGUGUGUGUGUGCGUGUGUGUGGGUGCCUUCGUGUGUGUAAUUAGGCUCAGCAGUGAAGGUGUGGAGCUGUUGUCAAAGUUCCUGCAGGUCAGUAAACGUCUCAUAUCUCCAUCUGUCUGAGGAAGUUCUUCUCGGUUUACUCUCAUUUCUUUCCCCAAUUUUUACAACCAUUUAACUGACCCCCAAUUUCCACCGCAUCUGGUACAGCUACGAAAAGGCUGUAUCCUCUGAUUGUAGCUGAUCGUAACCAUUCAAGUUAAUGUGUCAAUUUCCACUGGCUUCUUGCCAUUCCUCUGCGGAUCGCCGGACUCCGCAGCUGAUCGCAAGAGUUCUAUUUUUUCCUGACGCCUGAGCAUGCGGGAUAAAUUCAGCACAGAUUAACCCGUGCUGGAAAGGAAGUCAGGCACAGACAAAAUAAAACAUCCAGCUUCUUUUCAAAACAAAACACUCCGUGUUUCAGGCGAAUCAUAUUUUACACCAUGCAGACGGCGGAGACGAACAAGUGAUUCUAGAAGUCCAGAAAUAGAUUUCCUCCUCUUCUGGGAGGACACAAUCUACUGCUUAUACAGGCAUGAAAAUCUGUCACCUUUCGACAAAAUUCAUGUGAUUGACUCAAUACGCAAACUGAGCACUUCAGAAAUCGGCCCUUUAAAUGACACUUGGACGGUCAGCAAAUCCUCCUGGCUGCUUCGCUGAUGAGAACCAAUCAUAGGCCAAACUUCAUUAUUCCAAUCAUGCGCACACUCUUCAUGUGUACUUGGAGUGCUUGGAGAGCCUGUGGUAGCAUUGCAAAGCUGCGAGAACGAGAAGCAGGACUUAUCCACACCAGUGUUGUGCCGUAGAAUUCACCCUUGCCGUAGAAUGCCCCCCCCUGACAGGAGCGUGAUUGAAAGUACAUAACAAGGCAACAUAAUCCAAGUUUUCCUUACCCUUGAACAGAUUCAAAAGCGUGUGCCUUUAAUGAUUUCAUUCAGGUUAUUCAGAUAAGCCGAAAACAAUAGCCCUCUGAUUCAGAAUAUUUGCUGUCCCGAAAGUAUAUUGUUCUCUACCUUGACAUCUUACUGUACAGUUUAUAUACCCAAGUACACCUCGGUAUUUGCAUUUUUGAGACACAUUAAAACAGAACGAAAGUUUGCUAGUAGUCAUGAGCUAAAUACUUGUGUCUUUGUAAAAUAUGAGAUCAUUUUCUUCCACUUUAAGAAGCUAAUGAGUGGACGGGAUGCAGGGGUGCAUUCUACGGCACAACACCGGGGACAAGGCAGACCAGAGCGUAGUGUACACAUUUACUUGCAUUUACCAGCAGAUUGAAUUUGGUGAGUAAUGGUUUCAGUCAUUUUCAUAUUUUGAGGUAUAACAAAGUUACUGCUGUUCGCUACAGCUUGCGUUGAACACUGCCAGAGCUAGCCAAAUCUCAGGUGAAAAAAUAGCUCCUGUUUGCUUGAUAUUAAGUUAGCGUCAAGCUUGUGUAGUUAACGGUAACAUAAAAGAAGAAACACAAGCUUCUUUCUAACAUCUCUGUAAUUGGUAUUUUGGGGACGUGUGAGGAUAAUAUUCACGUGAGGGGCUGAAAUGCUUUGGCCCAUGCUUGAAGCCUUUUGUGACAAAACAAAAACAUGUGAACCCUGGUCUUUUUAACACUCCUUUUCGCCGCUGAUGUUAUUCAUUGAUUUAUUAAAACGUAAUGGUUUUGAGCCAUCUAAAAUAGUGAAAGCAGGCGUCUCGCGUUUACUGCUCUGGCUCCAUCUGUUGACAAGAUGAGGCGUCAAUCUUUUUUUCCGCGCGACAUUGGCUUAGGAGAAGACAACAGGGAAGAGUGUGUCACGAAAGGCUUGCCGUGUGUUUAGACCAAAAGCUACUAAAGCUGUUGUGUAAAUCACUAUGUUGCUCUUAUUUUUAUAUGGCUGUCAAGAAACUGGGAGUGCUCAGCAAGUAAAGAAGCAGGCUGCUGAAAGUGAGAAGCAGGCAAGGCUGAGGCAUGUGGCCACUCAGCGUAAAAGGCCAUGGAGACUCUGGCGGCCCAGGCAAAAAGAAAAAGUGAUCAAUUGGACUUGGUAUUGGAUCUAUUGGAAUUGCAUGUAUUGUUCUCCAGUCUGGCAGGGCAUACAUUGAUCUAAAGUGCAGGAUAUGAAGUCUUUAUUUAUUAUUAUUUUUCAUUCUGUUUUCUUUUAUCUCUUUAAAUUAUUAUUGUUCAUAUGGCCUUGUACAAACAGUUUUGAACACCUCUCUCUGACUUAUCUAACUCAUUUAGCAUCUGUGAAAGUAAACUUUGUUUCUAAAUAAAAUAUGGCCAGUACAAGCGCGCGGGCGUGCGUGUUUGUGCGUGCGUGCGUGCGCGUGUGUGUGUGUUUGUGAGACUUGGAGUGUUUUUUGCUUCCUGCAGAUCACUGAAACACAGUGUGGGUGGACAGAGCUCAAUAUUUUGUUGGGUUGUACAGUGUACCGGAACGUAUUUCCUCUGCACCCUUCUCACCUUUUCAACCCCUGACCCAUUUUCAUGCCUGUUAUAUGUCUAUGUGGCUGUCUUUAUAGAGACAACUCGUUAUCGCACGGUUGCAUGUUAAUCCAAAGUUUUUUGUGAGUUCUCGCGAUUCCCGCUGUCUGUAAUCCGCCACGAAAUUCGCCUCACAAAUGGAUCUGGUAGGAAUUAGAGUACAGUGAAAAUCGCUGCCGUUCUGGACGUGGUGGAAAUCCCAGGUGAGAUCAUUUAUUUUGAACAGAAAUCAGACAGAAAGUGAUAUCAUUAUAUAUGACCUUGUUAGUGUGAACUUUAUUUAAACCGUAGUUCGAAGGGAAGAAGAGGAUCUCAGCAGACGAGUCCAUGAGUCAUCGUUACUUCAGUAACCUUGGAAACAGAGUGGUGUCACUUCCUGACAGUAAGCUUUGACUUAACCUUUGACUCUGCUCGUAAUUGAUGACAUCACUGUGUUUGAUGAUCACCAUGUCACCUGUGACGCUCAUUUCAGCAACCUCCAUCUUCAGUCUGCCAGAGAUCCACCUGGAGAAAGAAGCCGUCAGACCAACAGUUACACCUAACCCAGGUAAUACACACACACACACACACUCACAUACAAGGGUUGGCUGUGGCUCUGUGGUACGGUCAGUCAUCCGGCUGUGUGAAUGGGAUUAGUAUAUAAGUAGAGAAAAUACAGACCAGAUGAAGGCCACUAUCAGAGGAACCUUGACUUUAGAAACACCUCAGCGGAGCUACAGGCUGAUGGCCUUCGUUCCACGCCAAGCCAAACUGAUCAAAUUCAGACCAAAGGCCGCAGAUAUUUCACUUUCCUCCCCAUGAUAAGAAAAGAAUGGUGGACAGAAAGAAUAUGAAGUUUUGCUUUUGUCAUUUAAAGGGAUAUUCCGGCAUAAAAUUAAUUCACGGUCAAACACACCGUAACACGGAGUUAGACACCCCCUCCAGAGAUGAAUGUUGCUGACCGCUUGCUUCUCUAGUUAUACCAAGUUUAGUAAUGACCGCAGAUAGCAAUAAAGAGAGCCACGUACUCAACCAAAAUGCCACUCUAUAGCCACAAAUAAUGCUCAGAACAGCACCUAACUUCAUAAACAGUAUAUACAGUUGAGGCCAAAAUUAUUAGCCCCUCAAUGAAAUUUGAAGGUUUUUUCCCAAAUUUCCGAAGUGCUGUUCAACAGAUUAAUGAUUUUUUUACACAGCUUUUCCAAACAUCCUAGUUUUAUUUUGGAUCCUUACAUUAUUUUACUUUGCACACAGAAACAAAAUUAUUUCACAAAAAACAAAAACUACCAGAGUCAAAAUUAUUAUCCCCCUUAAGAAUAGAUGUUUUUAUUGAGCCAAAACAAAAACCACUGUUGUGCAAUCAUGUGCUUUCACUUUCGAGUGCUCACAGCUUGUAAUCAAUCAAUCAAUUAAGUGAAAACAAAGGGUUGUCCUACACUUUACACUCUGUAUAAAAACCUUGUGAAGCGAGCUGUCACUUGAGAAGGCAUCAUGGCAAAUACAAAACAAUUCAGUUUAGACUUGAGAAAUAGAAUUGUUGAUGCUCACAAAGCAGGAGAAGGAUAUAAAAAUGUAUCAUGGCGUUUCCAAGUAGUAGAAGUGGAGUGAGAAGUAUCAUCAAGAAAUUCAAGGAGAGUCACAUAGCACAGAACAAGUCUGAGAGAGGUAGGAAGCGAAAACUUUUCAAAGAAACUGGAAAGAAAACUGGUGGGAGAUGUGUCUAAACAACCUAGAACAACCACCAAAACAGAAGUUGGUGACUUAACCAAGUCAGGAAUUGUGGUGUCAAACAAGACAGUCUCUAGAGCCCUAAACAGAAAUGGACUGCGAGGAUGCAAGCCAAGAAAAACUCCACUUCUACAAAAGAGACACCUUCAUAUCAGACUGAGGUAUGCUAAAGACAAUCUGGAGAAAGAUUGUUCAAACUGGAGAUGUGCUCUUUGGUCAGAUGAGAUCAAACUAGAGCUCUUAAGUCACAGAGACAUAGCUUAUGUUUGGAGAAAGAAGGGAGAGGCGUAUAACCCCAAGAACACUGUCCCCACAGUUAAACACGGUGGUCGGAGCAUCAUGCUGUGAACCAAUCGGAAUUUUGGUCGACUCAGCACGUAUCGACCAAUAAGUCCUCUGCGGAUCGCCGGACUCACUCACAACAGUGAGUGACAGUGGCGCUCGGUAAUACUGUUCCCCUCUUGGUGUAAGCUGGGGAAGCACACUAAGUUUCAGGGAUAUUGGAUUAAAAGUCGGUCAAGAAGUCGGUCAAACUGUUUUCUUGUUUGGCGGUUGAUGAUCUCCGGUAGCUCCAGCGGCAGCUAACAUCUCCGGUGGCCCCAGUGGCAGGUAACAUCCCCGGUAGCUCCGGCGGCCGAUAACAUCUCCGGUGGCCCCAGCGGCAGGUAACAUCUCCGGUGGCCCCAGCGGCAGGUAACAUCCCCGGUAGCUCCAGCGGCCGAUAACAUCUCCGGUAGCUCCAGCAGCAGCUGACAUUUCCGGUGGCCCCAGCGGCCGAUAACAUCUUCGGUAGCUCCAGCGGCAGCUAACAUCUCUGGUAGCUCCAGCGGCAGCUAACAUCCCCGGUGGCUCCAGCGGCAGCUAACAUCCCCGGUGGCUCCUGCGGCAGCUGACAUCUCCGGUGGCUCCAGCGGCGGCUAACAUCUCCGGUAGCUCCAGCGGCAGCUAACAUCUCCGGUAGUUCCAACAGAUGCACACACCCAGAAGCCCCAGCGACUGCUAAGCAUCGCUGGCUAGAGGCUGAGCGACCUCCGGUUGCCCCAGCGGCAGCUAACAUCACCGGUGGCCCCGGCCGCAGCUUACACCUCAGGUACUAUCUCAGGUUCACAGCUCUGUUUUACGACUGACACAUGAACCCAGAGUCGUCCUCAAUGUCUGCCUCUUUGCUCAGUGUGGCUUGCCUGUAGCCUAGAUCUGUGCUAGAGGAAUUAGUGAACUUAUUCUGGUUAAUAUGGCCAUGAAAAAAGAAAUGGAGGACAUUAAGAAAUCAUUAGAAAUGCUGCAUCACAAUGUUGAAAUCAUCACCGAGCAACAAAAAAAGAUAAUUGAACUGAUGGACGAUGUCAAAACACUGAAACUACAAAAUGCAGAAAAGGACAAAAGAAUUAGUAAUCUCGAACAUAGAGUGGCUGAUCUCGAACAGUAUUCGAGGAUCAAUGAUGUUGUGAUCUCAGGUCUAAAGACUAAACCCAUAUCUUAUGCCAAAUCUGUGGGGAAGGUGACAGAGGAAAACAUGUCAGAAGAAGAUCGGGCAACAGUAGAAGAGCAGGUAGUUUCCUUUCUGGAAACCAGAAAGAUUACUAUAGACCGUAGUUUUAUAGAAGCAUGUCAUCCUCUUCCACAAAGAAAUUCCAUCCAACCUCCAGCUAUUAUCCUCAGAUUCACCAACAGAAACCAUAAGAUAUGGCUACUAAAGCAAUGGAAACAAUUAAGAGGAACAAAUGUAUAUGUAAAUGAACACCUGACCAAAAGAAAUGCCGACAUUGCAAAGAAAGCUGCAAGAUUUUCAUAAAGCUCAAUGGCUCACCAGAAGAAGCUAAGGUCAAAAUCAUUAGAGAUCUGACUGAACUAGAUGUCCACCUGUAACCGCGCCAUACUACCUGAAUGAUGAUCUAUGACUGUGUUCUUCUUUGCAUAAUCUUACAAAUUGUGCAUUAUGUCCAACCAUCUUUAUGCUGAUGGGGUGUCUACCCCCCAUGAUACGGAUCCUCUAGCCUUUAACCCAUUUGACCUAAACUCAGAUAACAGAGGUAUCUACGAUGAAUUUUUCAACCCAGAUAUAAAUCUCUCAAACUCAAACAAUGUAAUUCGAUCAUGUAAAUACUAUUCUGAAGAUCAGUUCAAUGAUCUGUCCCGUACUCUUGCUCCUGAUGACUCUUAUAUCCUAAAUGACUUUUCAGCGUGGCACUUAAAUGUUCGCAGUUUACCAAAAAAUUUUGACAACCUAAAAAUAUACUAACCCUAACUUUUUCUUUCUCAGUAAUGGCAUUCUCAGAAACCUGGCUUAAGGAUGAUAUCACAGAUCUUUACCCUAUACCUCAGUAUAAUGCUAUUCAUUCAUGCAGAAGAAAUAAGGUCGGAGGAGGAGUUUCCCUAUAUGUGCUCAAAGACUACAACUUUACCACUAGAAAAGAAAUCUCAGAACCUCUAGAAAACAUACGAGUGGAAUCUGUAUUUAUCGAAAUCUCUUCUUGUCGUCCCCUUCAUGGGAAAAAUAUUAUAAUUGGGUGUGUCUACAGACCUCCUGACACUGACCCAAUUUCAUUCAAUGAGGCUCUUUACUCCUCCCUUGAGUUUAUAACCAAGGAGCAUAAACUGUGUGUUCUUAUGGGUGAUUUCAAUAUCGACCUGCUUAAGAGUGAAUUACCCUCUACCGUUGACUUUCUGAACAAUCUUUACUCAACCUUCUUCUUUCCACUAAUUCUCAAACCAUCCAGAAUCACCAAAUCAUCAACUUCUCUCAUUGACAAUAUCAUAAUCAAUUCACUUGACUAUGAAAUCACCUCUGGGUUGUUAAUAUCUGACAUCUCCGACCACCUCCCCGUAUUCCAGAUCAUACAUACUAAAGGAAAUUAUAAACGCAAAAACUCUGACUACCUGCAAAGCAAAUCUCGCAUCUACAAUAAAAAGAACAUGGAAUCCUUUGAAUCUUCCAUCCGUACAGUGUCCUGGAAUGAGGUCCUCAACUCAUCAGAUGUUAAUGAAGCUUACCAGCUAUUUUUAACUACAUUUGAAUCAAUUCUCGAAGCUAGCUUUCCACUAGUCACCGCUAUGAAGAGUAACUCAUCCAAAGGAAAACCCUGGAUGACGGGUGAACUAAAAAAGUACUCUCGUAAAAAAAACAAACUAUAUCGGAAAGCUAUUAACAAUCCUACUCCUGAAAAUAUUGUAAAAUAUAAGAAAUAUAAAAAUAAAUUUACUGCAUCCUUAAGGAAGGUUAAAAAAACAUAUUAUGCUGAUAAGUUUACCCAAGCUGCCAAUAACAUUAAGUCAACCUGGAACCUCAUCAACCAAUUACUUAAUCGAAAAAAAACUACUGCUACUGUAGCUGUUGAAAUGAUGGGAAAGGAUGGGCCUCUACAUGACCAGAGUGACAUAGCAGAGAGUUUUAAUGAUUUCUUUAUAAACGUCAGUACUUCCUUGGCUUCUAGCAUGAAAGACUCAGAUGUAAAUCCCACAAGUUUCAUGAAAGGCACAUUUUCAACACUCUCUAGUUUUGAUCCUCCCAGUUUAGAAGAGGUCCAUGACAUUGUUAGGAAUUUAAAGGACUCUGCUCAGGGUCACAAUGGUAUUAAAAGCAGUCUUGUCAAAGAAUCUAUAGAUUACAUCAUUCACCCUUUAACCCACAUUCUCUCUUUAUCCCUUCUGUCUGGUAUUGUCCCUCGAGAUCUUAAAAUUGCCAAAGUUACUCCAAUAUUUAAAUCAGGCAAUACAAGAGAUUUUGGCAACUAUCGCCCAAUAUCUGUUCUACCCUGUUUUUCCAAAAUCUUGGAAAAACUAGUCUAUGCGAGAAUCUCCGACCACUUGACGGUUAAUAAUGUUUUGUAUAAUCACCAAUACGGGUUCCGCAAAAAACACUCAACUGAGCAUGCAUUGCUGCAACUUGUUAAUACUGUUUCCUCUGCUCUAGAUGGGAAAAAAUUUGCCCUUGGUGUCUUUCUUGAUUUAAGCAAAGCUUUCGACACUGUCGAUCACAAAAUCCUCAUCUCAAAGCUUAACAGAUAUGGAAUCCAGAAUAUUGCCCUCAACUGGCUGAUCAGUUAUCUAGAUAAUAGAGAACAGUUUGUUCAUCUAAAUGGUGCUUCAUCCACUAAAUCCAGUAUUCUCUUUGGGGUCCCUCAGGGAUCAAUCCUCGGUCCUCUGUUAUUCUUAAUUUAAAUCAAUGACUUACCUAUGUCCUGUAAUAACCUUCUCCCCUUGUUAUUUGCUGAUGACACCUGUUUCAUAGAUGUCCAUGCUGACUUUGAGACUCUCAUUGCCCGUGUGAAUGAUGAAUUGUUCUCUGUUGCUAACUGGUUCCUGACUAAUAAGCUAACUCUUAAUAUAAAAAAAUGUAAUUUCAUGAUCUUCAGCAACAAAAACAAAUCUUAUCCAAAAGAAAAAGCCAAAAUAUCAAUUAAUGGUACUGGAAUCCCUCAAGUACCCCACACCACUUUUUUUGGGUGUUGUCGUCGAUGAGGGUCAAGAGUGGAACAUUCAUAUCAGCCAAGUAUGCAAAAGGUCAAUGAAGAGCCUCGGUAUAAUUAGUAAGGUCUGUCCCCUGAUCAAUCCCUCUGCUCAUUUGUCUUUUUACUACAGCUUUCUAUUCCCGUACAUGAACUAUUGUAACAUUGUAUGGUGUGCAACGUAUCCAACUUACCUCAAGAAAAUAUUAAUAAUCCAGAAAAGAUUCAUAAGAAUGAUAUCACGAUCCAGCAAACACGAACCUUCUGCUCCUCUCUUUUCUAAAUACUCCAUCUUACCAGUUGACAAACUCAAUGUCCUUCACUCUUGUUUAUAUGUCCACAAAUUCAUCAACAACAAACAAGCCCUUCCUGAAACUUUCCGAAACUUUUUUACCUUUUCAUCCGACCUUCAUUCGUACUCAACACGACAAAAUGGCCAUCUUCAGUUACCUUCAUGUAGAACUUCUAGUCAUCAGUCUAACAUCACUUUUAGAGGUCCGAAACUGUGGAAUAAUCUUGAUGCAUCUCUAAAAUCAAUAUCAUCCUUUAACUCCUUUAAUAUAUCAUUAAAAUCUCAUCUGAUCAUGUCUUAAAUACAUCAUUAUCUGUUAUGAUCAUAUCUCUUUCCUUUUUAUAAAUACUUUAUUUUCUUUAUCACUGUUUGCUGAUUUGUCUGUGUUCCAGUCUGUGUACUUAGUUGUCCGCACCUUAUGUUUUCUCUGACCUGACGGGAGUGGAACUCUGUAUAAGCCCAUCGGCUUCGUUCCCUCCUUGCACUGUUUUUAAUCUGUGCUAAAUAUACAAAAUACAAAAUACAAAUGUUUCAGUGUAUCUGGAACUGGGAAUCUUGUCAAGAUUGAAGGAAUAAUGAAGAAAGGAUAUGUGAAGAUUUUGAAAGAAAACCUCAAGGAGCCAGCAGCAAAACUGGGUCUGGGUCGUCACUUUGUCUUUCAAGAUGACAACCACCCAAAACAUGCAGCACUCCUGAUGAGGAGCUGCCUCCAGGAAACCAAAGUGAACGUUAUUUACUGGCCUGCACAAAGCCCUGACUUAAAUCCCAUUGAAAAUCUGUGGGCUGCACUGAAGACCAGGGUCCAUGCUAUUAGACCAUCAAAUCUGGAGGAGCUUGAAAGAUUCGCCAAAGAGGAAUGGGCUGGGAUUCCUCAGGAGAUGUGCCAGAGCCUUGUUACAAACUACAGCAACCAACUGUAUACUGUUAUCCAGCAAAAAGGACACACAAUUGACCGUCAGCCUCAGCAGGGCUAAUAUUUUUGACCCUGGUAGUUUUUGUUUUUUGUGAAAUAGUUUUGUUUCUGUGUGCAAAGUAAAAUAACAUAAGGAUCCAAAAUAAAACUAGAAUGUUUGGAAAAGCUGUGUAAAAAAAUCAUUAAUCUGUUGAACAGCACUUGGGAAAUUAUGGAGAAAAACUGGGCGUAGCAAUUUGAAUUCAGAAUAAAUGUCCAAAAUUUUUUAAAUUAAAUUAUGACAUUUAUGCACUCGUUGAAGGGGCACCACCGACCUUUCUGGUGGGAAAAAGACGAAACAAAGUUCAAUUGAGUAAUCAAACGUUGAAUCAGUCUUAAACAGAUUUAAAUCAAUCUCUCAUCUGAGGCCGGAAUUCUCCAUUCAAGGACUCUUCUUUCCGGAAAGACCACUAAGAGACGACAACUUAAAAUUAAAUGGACAAUUUAUUAACAAGCUAUAUGAUAACAAAACUUCAAUAAAUGAUGAUCAAAUAAUGAGAAAAUCAAAGAACAUCUAAUGAAUAAAUGAAGGAAUGGUUUGAACUGAACCUAAGACUGGAGGUUAAUGAUGGUGAGUGAAUAAGAGAAAAUUUAGCCUACGUUAACAGAGUUAUGAGGGUAAAUUUUAAAAAGGAAUUUGGAGAACUAAACUAUCACUAGGAAAGUAAGCUACUGAAUGCUUGAUGGCAUCACCCAGUUGAUACAGCAGUUUCGAGGAGUUUGCCUACUUUGGAUGUCGGUUCUCAGCGGCACUCUGGGAAUGGAUCAGCUGAAGUUCUGUGUCUACCGGACCGGAUGCUGAAGGUUCGGAGGGGAGUUCUCCGCCGUGAAUGGUCUCAGGCUUCAGGACCGUGUCAGCGUCGUUGGAUACUUCAGUUCUCUUGGCCUCUCGGAACCAGGUGGCAAACGCAGCUCGGCAGAUGAUGCUGGUUGGUCCUCCAGGCGUUCAGGACUAGCUUUGUUGCAGAUCAAUUUGCGCCAAUAACUUAAGAAAAUAAUUUCGCUGGCCAGCCGAUAUUAUCUUCAGGAGUCACUUUAGCGAACUAAAAUAAAAUAAAAGGCUUAGACUGAGGUUAUGCCCGCAGCUAAUUUCUGAUGCGUUAAAGAAACUUGGACAUGGUUUCAUCCAAGUUUCUGGAAAAGUCUGAGCUUAAGGCAAAUAAUAAAAACGCAGAGAAAUAUUGCAAGACGAUGGACGGAGACAAAAGAACUCAAGAAAGAAGAAGCAAGAAAAGGUAAAGACGCAAAAAGCAGAAGAAGCCAAGGGCGGCAAAAGCUCAACUCUUUUAAGCAGUUCACAUGGGGCGUGAACCAACGGGGGGAAUACUUAUGCAAUCGUUCCCCAUGCGGCCCGUCGACUGGCAGCGAAUUUACUUAACUUGAUAUUAAAUGCGAGCUAGAUCUAAUUUACUCACUCACUAUGAUUAAAACUGUUUAUCACAUCACAUAUGAUCACAUUUCACUUCAUUGUUUCUUAUGAGCAGAUGCAUUAAAACAUGACAUUUAAUGAAAAGUAAAUUUGAUCAGCCGUUUUCUUGAUAAUAACAGAGGAUUAACGACUUUUUUGAAAGUUAGAGAGGGACAGAAAACCAAAUUAUCUAUUCGAACAGAAACACCAUCCAGCAUAAGAAACACAUACGUGAUGAUACUUGACAACAAUAUAACCUUGUCAAUCGAUACUUCAUUGAUGAUUAACAUACAUAUUCGGGUGAGGUAGAUAAAAAACAUAGUAUUUAUACAUUCAAAAACUCUUAACUUGAGUAUAAAAGAGUUUCCUGUUACUACUUCUAAAAUUGCUGACCUAUCUUGGGAAUACCAUUUACUAAGCUACGAAGUGUAUAAAAAAAAAAAGAAGAAAUGCACAUAAUUAAAUUCACUGAAUACACAUUUGGUUCUGACCAAACCAUAUUUAGGCAACACCACUAGGAGGAGCUCUUGGUCCAUGGAAAACCUGGAAUAAAUUUGUGAAGUUAACAGUUUGGCUUGUAGACAUGCUAGAAAACUGGGAAAAAGACAGUUUGAUUGAUGAUGUGGUGUACAGAUAGAAAAUCCUAGUGAAGUGUCCAUUAAACCUGAAGUUAAACCAUUUUCAGUCAUUCUCUUCCUCCUGCACCUUAGAGAGAGUCAUUGAAAAACACAGUCAUUCAAAGGAUUUAUGGUAGGGGCCUGUUCCAGGGAUUGGCGCCAAAAUGCAGCCUUGGAGAAUGUUCUCAUGCUCUUUUUGGGUCACUCUGAGGUUUCAACUAUGACCUUUUCCAGCCAAGGUGAGAGGCUCAAUGUUUAUUCGGUCUGGGGGUCAUGUGGUUGAUAAGCAACUUGUCUCUUUGAAGCGUGAAGAUUCACUAUCAACCUUUUGGGACGAGGCCCCGCUUUGGUUCUGUCCUGGAUCGUAAACGGCCAUCAGUUAAGUGUGAAACGUUACCCCCAUUUCCUCCCCUAAUCAGGGAAGCCUGCAUUCCUUUGAGUGGGUGAAUUAAAGAUGGACAAAGCAGAAAGCAGUCGUCUUGUUACAAAUCCCCCCUUCGUCUCGGUGGCAGCUUCAGGAGCCAUUGGGACGAUGAGAUGAGAUGACCAUGUGGAAGCGGCAGUUAGUCCAAGGAGGGUGAUGUGUCUCGUUCAGAACUAGUUACUUAGUUAGAUGUAUUGUACAUGUUAAGUCUACUAAAUACAGUAUAUGCGUGCAGGGUUACAGGAAACUGACUACACCUCGAGCAUGUGGCUCACCUGGUCUUCCUCUGGAUCCUCAGCUCGCUGCUCCGUUUCUGGUUGUCUACAGAGUUGUAACCUAGUGACUCAUUGGUCUAUUUUGUACUGCAGGGAAAUUACCACGUUUGACGUAGAUGAAGGUUAACCCAAAGGUGAAGAGGUACCCUAACCCUAUGGCGGCGGCUAGCAAGGUGUCUGGGGUGGACCAGACAUGGACUAUGGGUUGCAGCGGGGACUUUUCUUGAGAUCUUGUGUCUAUAAGGAUGUCAUCAACAGACGUUAGGUCAAUGGUCUGAGUACCUGCAUAUUGGAUCUGAAAAAUGGUGCUUGGAUCUAACUGGAGCGUAUGCUUGCUGAAAAAUGCUGGCCCUUGAACCUCUGUUUCAAUUUGAUCAGGGUUAAGUUAAUAGAGGGCAAUGUCAUCUACAUGGAGAAUGGCAUUCGGUGGCACCUCAAUCCACAUGGUCUGAUCCAGUAAAGAAAUGUGUGUGGCAGUGUCGUGUUGGUCGUAAUUUACAAUGGCAGUCUUAGUGGGGGUGUUGACUAACCAACGGUGACCCACCCUUUCUGCCUGCGUUUUACAGUCACUAGUGAGCGGUGUCUUGCUGUAGUGGGGCAUCGAGUGUUGGGCACCAUGGGUGUAACACCGCAGAGGCCGUUGGUACUAUCCCACACAAAUGGUUUACUGGGGCAGAGGUAGUGGAUGUCUUUGGUUAGCGUGCACAUGCGCAAGUUAGGAGCUAGAUAUAGAUCAGGAUUGCUGUCAUGGUUAGCGACCACUGGUGGGGUCUGAAUUUGGAGGUGUGUGUCCCCUUUCCAAAAGCCGACAUUGACUACAUCCUUUAACCUAUAGAUGCUUCCUGAUGCUAUAAUUAGCAAGUUGAUAAGGAAAGCAAUUUCUCGAUCUUCGGGAUUAACGUAGAUCGGCACAGCGCUACCUAGGGUAUACGCGAGGUGGGCUUGUAAAGGAGUGAUGGCCUCUCUGCUUGCAGUUGAUAGUAAAUCCUGGACUAAUGAGAGAGGUACCAAAUAUGGAGGGAUCCGGCCUGCAGCCAGGCUGUCUAUCGGUGAUGAGAUUUCUUGCAACAUGUCUGACAUGAACAUAUUCAACAGCAUUGUAUGAGCAUAGUUGACCCGGACCACCGACAACAAGGAAUUUACAGCACGCAGCGUCUUAUUCAGGACUUCGGUGUGGGUGUUAACUACCAGGACGGUGCCCUUGUGUUUGACCGAUAGUCUGCAGUUGUGUCUGCUGUCUGUUUAUGAGCCCUGACGUCUGGAAUUUCGGCUUCUAGCUCACCCACAUGGCGUUUGACAGUAGCUAAACUAAUUGCAUUAACAGAGGAGAGCCCAAUACCAAAAAAAGAGCCAACAACCGAGGCUGCGGUGAGCAGCGCUCCGAUAAAGCGUUUGAACCUUCUGUUGGUACCACUUAACUCUGUUUGGGUGACAGUGAAUUUCUGAAGCUGCUCUAACAUGUAAGUAAUGUCCAACUCUGCGUGAUUCACGACUUCCUUGCUCCAAUAUGUCCCGGCCCAACUGGUCAGCUGAGCCGUUACUGGAACAUUUUUCUUGAGGACUUCCUUAGGGUUGAGCCUGACAAACACCUUCUGCGUGUGCAGGCGACAGUCCGUUUAAGGAGUCCAGGCUGAUCCCUUAAAACAAUUCCAGAGUCCGGUCCUGGCUCUACGAUCUUGGGGCUAGCUGGAGCAGCUACCAAGCAGAGAAUCAGAAGCGCUAUCAACCAAAUCAUCCUGGGGAAGAGGGUGGACAUCGUUAGGAUAAAUUGAGAUUAGACAAUCUAAAAUUCAAAUCGUCCCAAAUCAAAUCACUUUAUCUACUCCUCCCCCUUUGUGACCCAAAGUGUGCCCGAGGGCAACUCAGUGACAACAAUUCAACACCAAUACAGAUGUACAAAUAGGACAAACUUCACGUAGACACAAUAUAUCAAAGCACUAGGGGACCUGACGUUAAUCAGGAGAGCUUAGAACUGUUCUAAUUUAUAACUCAAGGGUGGCGCUGGAGGCCCCGACAAGUCCCAUGGGGUUGUGGUGAAGUUUGAUCUGGUUGCGGUGGACCCAUUUAAGGGUCGGCUCUUUGUGAUCUUGAUUUGGUACACAACAGAAGAGAGCUUUACAGUGAUCAGGUAGGGGCCUGCCCGGCGGGGCAGGAACUUUCGUGCCAGUCUCCCAGACUUUGGGGCUUUGUCUCCAGUAGGCUGGGUGAACAGGUAGUACCACACCUUGUCACUCACCUGGGGCCUUAUGUAUCAAUACUUGCGUGGAACUCAUACCAGAAACGAGCGCACGCAAGGUCCGUCACGCUGAAAAAAAUCCGUAUGUAUCAAUGUGUGCGGGCGCCGAAAUCCACGUGUGUUUCCUUGAUAAAUCCCAAUCAGCGUGGAAUUGAGCGCAGAUGUCGGAGUGACUGGGCCCGUCCCCGUUACGCCCUCCUAUAAAUAUGCAGAUUUAUUUAAAUAGGGUCUCCCUGUCCUCGCACGCAGACAAAAUGACAAGAAAAACUAAAUUUACGGCGUGCGAGGUGGAGGUGCUGGUGGCGGAGGUGGAGGAGCGACAGCGUGUUUUGUUUGGCAGCCUGUCCAGUGGCGUCAGUGCAAAACAAAAACGCUUGGAGUGGGAGAAAGUUUGCGAGAGGGUGAAUGCGGUGGGUUCCGAGACACGCACCCCCGCGACGAUUAAAAAAAAGUGGUCGGACCUCAAGGUGGAGGUCAAGUGGCGUACAGCUGCCCUCCGGAGGAGUACUGACCAGACGGAUGGGGGUCCGGGGGAGGAGACCCUCACACCGUUUGAGCAGCGGGUGGUGGCGAUUAUUAUUAUAGGGUAAGUGGCGUGUCACACAAAUGUCCACAUGCUUUGUCAUCCCACUGAGCAAAAGACGUAUAUUAGACGUCUAGUCUAAGUUUAUCCUUCAUUUCAACGUCGGGAUUCAGUCUAUUUUUAGACGUGAUUUAUACUUCGCCCUUAACUUCAUUUUUCGAUAACUUUUUAUGCAAUAAACAACUGUAAUGUGCAUAACUGACCAUUAAAUACUGGAUUACAUUACCUAUGAUACCGUGGAGAGAGAUGUAAAUGCAACAGAUACACAGAAGCAGGAAUUGAAAUGAACAAAUAUUUUUAUUGUGUCACAGAAAUCAAUGUGUCGGCCGUGUCGCCGGCUUGCGGAACCCCGGCCCGCGGCAGCCCGUCCGCCGGCUCGGAGUCGUCGGCCAGGACCAGCGGCAUUCUGGCCACCCCGGCCCCGGCCCCAGCACCAGCACCAGCAUCAGCGCGCCGACAAGCGGUGGAGCGUCCACCAGCCGCGGCGCUUCCGCUGGACCACCCGGACGCAGUGGAAGGGUCCUCGCGGAGGGGGUCCUGCAAUCGCAGGAAGAAAUCAUCAGGGGGAUCGCGGGGAUCAACGAGCGGCUGGACCGGCUCGUAAAUGUCCUCGAGCGUCUGGUGGAGAAAAUAAAUUAAUUUGGCUCAUUGAACUGUUAUUCACUUCUUACCCAUUCACACUGUGGCGAUGAGAUUCUCCUGCGCGAGGACGGCGGCCCGGCAGGGAUCAGCUUGCAUACCUCCGUCUGCUGCUGGUUCGUCAUGUGGGGCGACGUGCUGCUCGGCCACGGGGAUGUGGUGCACGCUUGUCACAUAGUGAGUCACCAAACACCGCCACACAGCGUCGCCAAAGUGCGAAUCACAGUCAACGCAAGUAUCGGCUCAACGCCAAUUUCUACACCACCUCCUGACUUUGCGUUGAUUAGCGCUGGAACCAACGCUCGUUUUGCGAUGAUAAAUCUGGACGUGUGCGCCGAUUUUGGCAUACGCAAGGUUUUCUUGCGCCGCAAGCGUUGAUACAUAAGGCCCCUGGAGUUUCUGUUGGGAGGCUUUUUGGUCAUAAGAAGACUUGCGUCCUUUUGCACUUUUACUGAGAUGCUCUUGGGUAAAGGCAAAAGUUGCCUUCAGGUGCUGGUGUAGGUCAGUCAUGUACUGAUGAGUCGUGUAGGCUGUCGCAAUGCUGGCCUUACUUGGCUGAUACAGCAGGUGCAGAGGCAGUGUCAUGUAUCUGUCCAUCAUCAGCGCGAAGGGUGAAAACCCAGUUGACUCGUGUGGAGUUGCUCUGAUGGCCAUCAGGACCAAGGGAAGCUUAACAUCCCAGUCCUAGUGGUUGGCCGACACAUACUUUUUCAGUAUGGUUACCACUGUUCGGUUUGCCCUUUCUAUCUUUCUGGACGACUGAAGGUGGUGGCUGAUGUGGAAGUUGGCUUUGAUGCCCAACAGUCCCCACAGUUGUUGCAUGACCUCUGAUGUGAAGUGUGUCCCUCUGUCAGAGUUGACACGAAUCGGGAGUCCGAACCGCAAGAAGAUGUGGUUCAUCAAGAGGCAGGCUGUGGUCUGAGCUGUAUCAUUUGGGGCUGGUAGGCAUUCUACCCAUUUGGUGAAUGCACAGACAUCUGUGAGGAAGUAUUUGUUUCCUCUCGCUGACUUGGUGAGAGGACCCACCCAGUCGAUCUGGAGGUCUGACCAAGGAAAGGAGAUACCUCUGUGCUGUAGAGGUGCUCGGUGAAGUGGACUUGCCAGUUGAAAUUGGCAGCAAACCAGGCACCCUUUUAUGUAGUCAGCUACAUCUUUCUGCAUGUGUGGCCAAUAGGCCACAUGUUGGAGUGCGUGGAGCGUGGCUUUGUUUCCUCUGUGUCCUGUGCACGGUGCGUUAUGGGCGUAUGUCAACAUCACCCCCCUGUGGCUGCGAGGCAAAAGAUGGCGCAGGUCAGUGAUGGAGUUAAGUAAGUCAGGAGAAAUGGAGGAGUCAGGAGGCUGCGAAAGGAAUUGCGUCAUGGCAGAGAUGGCUGGGUCCGAAGCCUGGAGCGCCAGCAAGUCAGAGUCAGAAAAAGCCGGAGCUAUAGUGGUGGAGACCGGGCCCGAGGGAGUCGGGCAAGGCGGAGCUUGAGGCUGGGCUCUGGUGAUAGCACAAACCAGGGGUUCGGGUGGGAGGGGAAAAACAGAGGGCCAGUUUGAGCCAGUUAAGGCUCCCUGCUUGGCCAAGAAGUCAGCUUGGUCAUUAAACAUCUUGUCUGGACCAGGAAUACGAGAGUGCCCCCUAACUUUCCUCCAGUAGACCUGAAGAUCAUGUUUAGUGGUCAAGAAGUCGCCGCCAGGAACAGUUCUUUGUGUUUGACCAGCUUUCUGUUUGAGGUCAAGAAACCGUUGCGCUUCCACAAAGGCAGAUGGCAUGAGAAGCUGAGUCGCGCAUAGUUGGAGUCUGUACAGAUCGUCAAGGCGUGGAUUUUGAGUUGCAAAACAAUCAGAAUGCCUGCCACUUCAGCAUAAUGGGACGUUUGGGACCCUAGGUUGAAGCUGAGUGGUUGACACGGUUUGUGGUUGACCCAAAAAACACCCACGCCUGCUCGGAUAACAGUGUCGUGAUGGUAUGAGCAGCCAUCAACAUAAGCUGUAAUCAUGUCUUUGCAAACAUUGUCGUCAAAGUACCGGUGACGAGAUAGCUUCGUGUACUGGUAUCGUCCAGAACCCUGAUGCCACAUCAAGAGUGGAGAAGUAUCUCACAUCAGUGAUCUUUGGCAUAUCUUGUUGGAGCUGAGCCAAGAUGCUACACAAGCAUUGGUCACAACGCCAUCUCUGAUCCUUUGGCUGUUAAGGAAGGUCACUGGCUGAUGGUUGGUUUCCACAACCACCUUUUGGCCUCCAAGAUAAUUUGAAAAAUGCUUCACAGCCCACACAGUUGGAGAGAAGCGCUUUUUCGCAGUCAGAGAACUUCAGUUCGGGAGCCAACAAGGUUUUGCUAGCAUAUGCGACGACUCAUUGAUCUGAGUCAUGGAUCUGGUAUAGUCCUGCACUGAGGCAGUGACAAGAGAAGCCGACCUCCAUAUAGAACGGUCUGUUGCAGUCUGGAAAGGCAUGAAAAGGAGCUGCACAAGGUCUGUCUUUCAAAGCUUGCAUGGCGUGAUGUUGGGACGAUCCCCAAGUGAAUGGAACAUCCUUUUUCACCAAGUUGGUGAGGGGUUUUGCAUAGUCCUCAAUGAACUGUUGGGAGUAGUUGCACACUCCCAAAAAGCUGCGAAGCUCUGAGAUGUUUGUGGGAGCUUUAAGGUUGGACAGUCCCUGAAUACGACUCAGCUGCGGUUCGACACCUGUUGGACCAACAAGCAAACCAACGUAGUUCACCUCGGUCUUGCACCACUGACAUUUGGACAGGGAUAUCUUUGCCCCGGCAUUCGUGAGCUGGUUCAGGACCUGGUGUAUCUCAGCGAGAUGCAUGUCCAGGGUUAGGCUCCUCAUUAAGAUGUCAUCGACAUAUAUGAGGGUACCCCUCUCACUAGCAUCUGGGCAGGCUUUGUUGAGGAAGAUAUUGAACUCUGCUGGCGAGUUGGCAUAGCCGAAAAGGGCAUCGAGUGAAGGUGUAUUGCCUGUUGGCAAAAGUAAACGCCAGUUUGUGCUGAUCAGCUUCGUGUACUGGUAUCGUCCAGAACCCUGAUGCCACAUCAAGAGUGGAGAAGUAUCUCACAUCAGUGAUCUUUGGCAUAUCUUGUUGGAGCUGAGCCACAGGCCACCUGGAAAGGGGAACUUGUUGGUUCAGUUUACGGUAAUCAAUGGUCAGUCGCCAUUUACCGUUUGGUUUCAGUACCGACCAGAGUGGGGCUGAGUAGGUACUGUUACAUGGCCGAAUGAUCCCCUUCGCCAAAAGAUCUUCUAUGAUUUCCUGAAUAGGUUCAAAGGAUGCCAAGUGAAUUUUGUACUGGCGCACAAAGGUUGGUGGUGCAUCCGGUGGUGUCGGAAUGCGGACAGAGUGGAUGGAGGUUAAGCCACAGUCAAGCGAGUCUUUUGCAAAAGAGACUCUUCGCCGAUAUUUAUACAGAAGUUUGCGAAGCUUUUCACGCUCCUCUUCGCUGUUCAGGGCGUCUGCCUCGGUUAAGAGCUGUUCGACUUUGGCGUCAAAGUCUGGAUCGUGCACAGGUGUUUGCACGGUUGGGGAGAUAGAGGGCUCUAUCCUGGAAAGUGUAGGGGCCGUUUCUGGCUCCAAACUGACAUUUAGGACUUGCACUGUGUGCAGAACCAUCUGUGAGUCCUCAGAGAGGUCAACCUGACAGAUGGUGUCAUGGUCCAGCGGUACAGUUGGGAAGAGUGAGAUAGCCCUGGAAGGUAGGGUAUGAAAGACCUGUUCCGAUGAAUGGUCUGAUAUAAGAGAAUGAGGCAUUUUUCCUAUUACAGGAAUCCUAAAUUCAAAGUCGUGGAACGAAGUGCUGAUCAACCAACCCAGCGGGGUGGAUUUAGGGAUCAGGAUAUCCUCUGAUGUCGUGUUUUGUACAAGCAAGUGUGUGAAUCUCGAGUGAAGCUCUAAAAGAGGGGUUGCCUGAGUAGACAGCCCUAGUUCAAGAAAGAGCAAUGAUGGCUGGAAGAAAGCUUGAGUGUGCAACAGCUGUUGUCCACAUUGUAGGUUCAAGCGAAUGGGAAUGUUUUUGGUCAUCGCAGGUAUGACAAUGUUAUGUUCAUUGGCUACCUGACAGGCUUCAGGGAUGGACUGUCCUGAUAUGAUGUUAUCGACAUCAGGGAUUUGGGUUUUCUCAUGUACACCGGUAAGUGACCUCAGCACGUGGUUAAUGGUAUCGACUUAGACUGCCAACCUGACCAGUAUAUCACUUCCCAUGUAGACAUGAUGUGGUAGGUCUGGGAUGACCACGAAGUGGUGAGUCAUCUCCCUUUUGUUCCAUCGCAAAGUUAAGGCACAGGCACCUUUGGCAGUCAUGGUAGCUUUUGGAAGGGAUUCCAAGGGGAAGCGAAAUGCUGUCCGAAGGUUUGGGUCAUCCCUAGACAAGGUGUCAUGCUGAUGGCUGAUGGCCGAUUUAUCAGCCCGAAUAGCCAAAAUCACAUUGUUGACGUGAUUCUCAUUCAACUUAACGCCAUCAGUGAUCAAUGGCCCGGGGGUGUCGGGUCCAUUGGUGUCGUCCAAUUUGCACAAAAACGGGUCUCUUUUCAUGACUGAGUCAUCGAAAGGCCACGAGCAAGGUUGUGGCUCAUCGUCAGACAAGUAGGGUUGCUCCAUGUGAGCUUACACUUGCCAGUGUGCUUGUAGCAAGUUCAUGCGUCAGGGCGUAACACUGAGCCCGAUUUCUGUCGGUUGCUGGUAUGGGUAAUGGUCUGCGGACCUGUGCCCAUAUUUUCAGUUGUCGAUAAUCGAUCAGGGACUCAAACUGUUUUAAGAGGUCGUGACCAAUGAGGAAAGGAAUCGACUCAAGGGGUGACACAUUCACGGGGUGCAUGAUGUUCAUUGGUCCAAUGGAGAUGUUCUACAUAGUCAAUGUUUUUAAAGUCGUACUGUCUGUGGAGUAUGGCCGAAUCUCCAUGGCGCAUGGCUGCAGCUUGACGUCCCUGUUGGACUGCUGCACCAUAUUGCGCAAGCAGUUAAAAAGCGUUGAGGACAUCAGAGUGAUGUCAGCAGCAGUGUCUAAGAGUGCUUCGUGUUGAAGUUCAUUUUCAAGAAUGGUGUUGAUGUUAAACUUCUGUGCGAUGCCUUUCUCAGUGAGGUUGCACAAGAAUUGGAGGAAAGGUGGUUCAAGCCGAAUAAGUGAGGAGUCUUCUUCGGCUGGCUCCUCUGCAGAGUUCGCCUGCACUACCAAGACGGAGCUGGUAGAUGUCGUUUCCUGUGAUGUACUGUCCUGAGAUUCAAGAUCGACAGAGGUGUCAGCCGGUAAAGGUGUCGCCGACUCCUAUAAGGACAUACACACUUCCUCCUGAACUGCAGUCUGCUGGACAGACACCAUGCUUGGCUCAGAAGUGUCAGGCUGGACGGCAAUGGAGAAGAGAUCUGCUUUGUUAUCUUCUUUUCUCAGUAUUCUACUGGAAGAAGUUUGCGUUCUUCCUCUGUCAGAUCAGAGGACUUUGAUUCACCUUUAGAUCCAUCACCCUUCUGGGGAGGGUCUGAUUUGGUCUUUGUACCCAUCUCUUCGUCAGAGAGUACCGACUGAAACUGUGGGUAAGGUCGCUCGGAGUUUUGUUCUUGGCGUGGACCAUAAUGAUCUGACCGGUCCCUCCACCCCCUGUUGUCAGGUCGGUAGGGUCGAUGGGUGUCAUCCCUUCUAGGGUGAGCCCCACCCCUGUGAGGGUAUGAGCGUGGACGAUUUCCGUCAAAUCUAACCUGGUGUUGUCCACUGUCAGACCAAGGCUGCUUCAGGUUUUGAACUUUAUCAACUGGCUGAUAUCAGGGAGUUUUCAGAUUCUGGGUUGGUCGGGCAGUUACAGUUUGAGGUGCAUCUGAACGCGCACCCACGGCACCGCCCUCUAGGGGCAUGGACCUUGUGUCCACAGCCAAGACGGUACCGGGUUCAGAUUUCUUAGAUUGGGUGUGUCGCUGUUUAGCAAAGCCUUUUACAGCCAGUUCACGGAGCUGUCUGCUGUUUAAGGUUCGGGGACAAGCAACGACACCAAGAUGAUGACUCGUGGUUGGAUGGAGGUUUUGAAUAAACAAAGUUUUAAAGUUGAGAUCUUCCUCCAUUUCAGGUUCAUUUUGACAACCAAAGUAAGCCUGGCGCAGGCGACUGUAGUAUGACUGGAGAGAUUCCUGUCUCUCCUGUUUGACUAACAGUGCAGCGGCUAAACCAGUGGGUGUAAGGGAGUCGGAGAACUCGACAAUUAAUGCCUGGUACAGCAAGUCAUAGUCGUUCUUGACCCGCCGGGGUUGUCGUUCAAUGAAGCUGCUUACUUCUCGAUUGGAGGUAGCUUUGAUCAAGUAGAUUUUCUCAUCCACAAGAGCACCUGGAAACUUCCUCAAGUAGAAGUCGAUGUCUUUCAAGUAGGUGCUUGGGUCUUCUGAACCUUUACUACCGGGUUCAAAUCGUAUGAUGUUACGAGCCAUUUUGUCAAUAUCCCUGUCUGUGGCCCUUGUGAAUGAUAUGGUGAGUUUCGCCCGCUCUGAUCUUGCUGGGGUUUUGUUUUAUCCCUAAAAGGGAUAAAACAAAAAUUCUGAUUGUAAAUGUAUUAGGGAAUUAUUGAAAUAAUUGAUUAAUGUUACAUUAAUUAAUUAAUUAAUUGUAAUUAAGAUGGUACCGGGUGGUGGUACCACCCGGUACCAUUAACCACACGGGUGGUUAAUUAAUUAAUUAAUUAAUUAAUUAAUUAUUGCCCUAAGUCUGUGAUCACCUUUUAAGUGUUCUAAAAAGGGUCAAAGAAAGAUAGAGGCAAGGAACAAUGAUUACAGGAUGACAAAGAUUUAAUUCAGCUAUUCUAAUUAAUAAGGCAGGUGAUCUAUCUGUAUAAAGUAAAAAAAAAAGUUGCUUAUCAAGUAAAUCAACGUUUUAUUUUUUUUAUUAUUAUUAUUUUAUUUUAAUUUUAUUUAACAACAAAACAGAGUGACGACAACAACAGAAACAACAACAAAAAGAUAAAAAAAUUAAAAAUUUACAAAAGUACUUUUGUGAGGGAGGGGAGGGGGGAAGGAAUUUAUAUAAUAUGUAAAAGAGAAUUUAAAAAGAAAAGAAAAAAAAAUCUUAAUUGGAUUACAUUGGAAUAUCCUUCUAAUAAUAAUUAUAUGUAUACAUAUACAUACACAUACAAACAUACAUGCACACAUACAUACACACAUAUACAUAUAUAUACACAUAUAUACCCACACACACACAAUCCCCCCGAAUCUCCGACACAACAGUGAUGAUACAACAACCACAAUAGCAUUAGCAGUAACAACACCAGAAAUACCAGCGACAGCAAUGACAGCGAACAAAUGACCGCAACGACGCUAACAAUAAUGACAGUCAUACUAAUGAGGAUAUGGAACAACAAAAGCCACCACAAUCCACAACACUAUGGCCUGGGCCAGAGGCCGGCCCGGUCCGCCGCACCACCCAAAAAGCAGGCCGACCAGCACCCACGUCCACCGUGGUGGGACGCCUGCGGGGCACCCCACAGGGCCCCGCCCCGCGGCCACCCGCCAACCAAACUGACCACCCACUCCACCUCUAAAUACCCUGGGCCGCACAUGACUCUCCUCUUGUGUUAUGUUCAUGUGGUGCAUUAAAAACUUCACUGUGAUGUAUGCAUUAAAAAGUGGGGUGUGAAGGGUUGGUGUGUGAUGCAUUAAAAGUCGGAGAGGCAUGUGACAUGGAACUGGCCCGGGGCCCAAAAAAAGAAAGUGGGGCAGAGUGGGGCCAAAAAGGGGCGGGGGACACGGCCCGCGGCCCACACAGGAUCCCCACAUUUUGCGCCCACCGGGUCCAGGCAGGUGGGCGAGCCAAUCUCAGGAUACUGGGGAACCAUGGGCACCAGCCAGCCCACCCUCCAGCGGCACAGGGACCCGAGCCAACCCCCAGACCACAUCGCUGCACACCACAACGACCUCUGCCAUUCCACAUCCCCACAGCAAUCGCCACCCCCUGCCAUUACCAUCAUCAUCAUCACGAUCACCAAUCCACCAUCACCACCACCACCGGCACACCACUUCCGUCACCACCAACACCAUCAUCAUCACUACACCAUCACCGCUACAUCAGUGACCCGGGGGGACCAUACACACACCAUACCAUACAUAUGCACAUUUUCUUUCUUUUUUUUUUUUUUUUUUUUUCCCUCUCUUUCCCUUUCCCUCUUCAUUCCCCUCCCCUUAAUGUGUUUUAUUGAGUGUGGUGUGUGUAUGCAUGUGUGUCUGCGUGUGUAUUCAAAACAUGUGUAGGGAUGUUAUUGAUAGAAUGGAUAGAUUUAUAUAUAAUUGAUUGGUUGGCUCUCAGACAGAAAAAUAAAUAAAUUUAAAAGAAAAAAAAAUUUAUAUAAAUAAAAAUGAUAAAUUGGUCGGAUGGAAAUUGGGGUGUUUAAGUUGUUAAGAAGUGGAUGAGAGUGGACCAGGGGGAUUGAGAUUCUGUUGUAGUAUGGAGGGGGGUAGGUGUAUAUUCGAGAGAGAUGUGGUCAAUGAGCAGGUUUUUCCAGUGGGCCAGAUGAAUGGUGUUCCUAGAUUUCCAGUUCAUGAGAAUAGUUUUCUUGGCGAUAGUUAAGGCCACGAGAAGGUUAUUGUUUGUUUUGUCUAUUGUGAGUGAUGAUAAGUCUCCUAGAAGGCAAAGUGAGGGGGAUAAAGGGAUGCGGCAGCCCAUGAGGUGUGAUAAUGACUCGGUGACUAGUUCUCAGAAGUGUUUGAUUGGGGUGCAGUGCCAAAUGGCGUGAGUGUAGGUGUCGGGACAGUUUUGAGUGCAGUGGGUGCAAAUUUCUGAGGUGAAGCCCAUUUUAAACAUUUUUUCUCCAGUGUAGUGAGUUCUGUGAAGUAUCUUAUAUUGUAUGAGUUGUAAGUUAGCAUUUUUAGUGAUAAGAUAAAUGUUUUUACAGAUUUGGGUCCAGAAGUCGGCAUCAGGAGCAAUUGCCAGGUCAUGUUGCCAUUUUUGUGAUGGUAGAGAUAUGAUUUUGUCAGAUUCUAAUAUUAUUUUAUAUAUUUUGGAGAGGAGUUUUUUGGGGGAAAGGAUAUUAAUAAAUUCUGAUAGUGCAGGUGAAAGGUCUAGAUUUGUGGAACUGAUGUUAAUUUUUGAUUUGACAGAUGACUUAAGCUGUAAAUAUUCCAGAAAUUGAUUACUCCCAAUGCCGUACUCCUGGACCAGGUGGGGAAAUGAUGCCAGGUUGUUAUUAUGGAAAAUGUGUUUAAGGUGUGUGAUGCCCUUUCCUGCCCAUGUGUGAAAGUUGAGUGUUUUUUUGUUGCAAAGGAGGUCCGGAUUGUUCCAAAUGGGGGUGAGGCUAGAUGGUGAAAGAGUGGUAUUUGUGAUUUUGUAAAAUUUCCACCAGGCUGUCAGAGCAGAUGCUAUUGUUAUUGCAUUGAAACAGGGGUGGCGUUUGAUUGAUAGACUGAGAAAUGGUGUGUCUGAAAUUCGGAUAUCUUUACAGAGUGUCUGUUCUAUGUCUAACCAGGUGUGAUCUGAGUAAUUGGGGUGUGUCCAUUUGUAUAUGUACUGUAGUUGAUUUGCCAGAGAGUAAUAAUUGAAAUGUGGUGCAUCUAAUCCGCCUUGUAAUUUUGGUUUUUGAAGUGUGGCCAGUUUGAUCCUUGGUGUUUUAUUUUUCCAGUAAAAUUUAGUGAUUAUCGAGUUAAGAGAGUUGAACCAGGUGGAAGUGGGAUGGGUUAGGAUCAUUGAAAAAAGAUAAUUUAUUUUAGGUAGUAUUGUCAUUUUAAUUGUUGCUAUUCUGCCUAGAAUGGAUAGUGGUAGCUUCAUCCAGCGUUGGAGGUCGUCAUCUUUUGUUUUAAGUAGUGGAGUGAAGUUUAGUUCUAUCAGCUCUGACAACCUGGAGGAAAUGUUGAUACCCAAAUAUGUGAAGUGACCCGUGAAUAGAGGAAUGGGUAAUGUAUGGGCUGUCGCAUCCCAUCUGGUGUUGUGCAAUGGGAGGAUGGAUGAUUUAUUCCAGUUUAUUGAGUAGUCUGAGAUUUGGGAAAAUGAUUCAAAGAGAUUUAUUAAUUCCUGCAGAGAUGAUUGGGGAUUUUGAAGAAAAAGUAAAAUAUCGUCUGCAUACAAACUUAUUUUGUGCUGUAUUUGGGGUGUUUUAAUUCCAUGGAUACGGAUGGCUGUAGCUAAGGGCUCGAUGAAAAUUGUGAAUAAGGAGGGAGAGAGUGGGCAUCCUUGCCUGGUCCCCUUGUGCAGUGUGAAUCUUUGUGAUGUUAGACCAUUAGUGGUGACGGUGGCUGAUGGUGAGGUGUACAGAAUCUUGAUCCAGUUAAUAAAUGAUUCCCCAAAGCCAAAUUUCUGUAGUGUAUGAAAGAGAAAAGUCCAGUUCACCCUGUCAAAAGCUUUUUCUGCGUCUUAAGUGGCUAUGAUGGUGUCUUCCUGUUGUAAUGAUGAGUAAUGGAUUAAAUUGAACAGUCUCCGUGUAUUGUUGGAUGCCUGUCUACCUUUAAUGAAGCCGGUCUGAUCUGGGUGAAUUAUGUGAGGUGUGACUUUUUCUAACCUAAGUGCGAGGGCUUUACUGAUGAUUUUCAUGUCUACGUUGAUUAAUGAGAUAGGACGGUAAUUUGACGGCAAGGUGUGAUCUUUAUUUGGUUUUGGGAGAAGUGAGAUUAAAGCUGUGUUCAUAUGUAUCAGUAACUUAGAGUUUUGUUUUAUUUCAGUUAUUGUUUUCAUGAAGAGUUGGAAUAAAAUGGACCAGAAGUGUUUGUAGAACUCAGCAGGGAAGCCAUCGGGACCUGGUGCUUUAUUGUUUGGCAUGAGAUUUAGUGCGGUAGAGAGUUCUGUUUCUGUGAUUGGUGAGUCGAGUGUAUUGACCUGAUCUGUAUUAAGUUGUGGAAGUUUAAUGUCUUUAAAAAAUGAAUCAAUAUCCUCCUGUCUUGGGUCUUUAUCAGAUGCGUAUAAUUUGGUGUAAAAGUUUCUAAAUAUUUCAUUUAUUUCAUGCGGUGAGUUGGUGGGGUUCCCUGCUGAGUCCUUAAUGGUGGAAAUUAUUGAUUUUUCUUUAUUUUGUUUGAUUUGAUUUGCCAAGUAUUUACCAGAUUUGUUGUUGUGAUGAUAGUUUUCUUGUCUUAACCUAUGGAUUAAAAAUUUUGCUCUUUUGUUUAAAAUGUCGUUUAGUUGUAAUUGGUGUUUUCUUAAUUCUUUUUGAGUGUCUUUUGUUGGAUUAUUUGCAUUCAACGUUUCUAAUUGUUUUAUUUUUUGUUCCAGUCUGACUUCUUGCUCCUUUUCUUUCUUUUUUUUGUGGACGGAGAAUGAAAUGAUUUUGCCUCUUAAAACUGCCUUGCUUGUUUCCCAGAGAAGUGUAUGUGAUGACUUUGGUGAAUCAUUUAUUUCCAAGAAGGACGCCCACUCUCUUUUGAUGUAACUGUCAAAGUCUGGGUCACUGAGCAGAGAUGUGUUGAAGCGCCAUCUAGGAGCAUGUUUGUGUUGAGUGUAAGGAUUCCAUAUAAUUGAGAUUGGAGCAUGAUCACUAAUAAUGAUGGGGUGGAUUUUUGAAUUGGAAAUUUCAGAUAUGAUUGAAUUACUGGUUAGAAAGAAGUCGAUACGGGAGUAAGAAUGAUGGACUGGUGAGUAAAAGGUAUAUUCUUUGUUGGUUGGAUGUUGUAAUCGCCAACUAUCGCCAAGACCGAAAUCUCUCAUGAACUGUUUUAUUGUUUUAGUGGAUUGCCAGUUGCGUGUAUUACUUGUGUUAUUGGAUCUGUCAAGUGAUGGGUCGAUAAUUGUAUUAAAAUCGCCUCCUAUUAUGACUGGGCAGUUGGAGAUGUUUGAGAUGGUGGAGAAGAAGUUGUAAAAAAAAGAUGAAUUAUCAGUGUUUGGACCGUAAAUGUUACCAAUUGUUACCGGGCUAUUAUUGAUUGAUAUAUUAAUGAUGAUGAACCGUCCUUCUGGGUCUGUGAUGGUUGAAUUAUGGGUAAAUGAAAUUCUUUUGUUUAUUAAAAUACAUACACCUCUUUGUUUUGAAUUAUAAGGGGCAGAGAAUGAGUGGAAGAAUUCUGAUGUUUUUAAAUUGUUAUAGUUUAAUUGCUUGCGGAUGGGGAAGAGUUGUUUGCGUCUGUGAUUGAUUUCGGGUGGAAAUUGAUCAUUAAGUCCAUAGUCCGUUCCUUUGAGUUGUCUGCCUUGUUGUUGUACCAGUUCUUUGUGUUUGUAGUGCUCGAAUUUGACGAUGAUGGGCCGGGGUCGGGUGGUGUAAGUGUGUUUUUGUCCCAAACGGUGAACACGGUGGAAGGAGAUGGUGUUGACGGUGUUAGGGGGAAGUUUAAGCUGUUUGAUCAUGAAGUCCUUUACUGCUGUUUCGGGUUGGUCCGUGGAUGGCUCGGGAAUGCCGGAGAAGAUCAGGUUAUCUCUCAUGCUGCGUGACUGUAGAUCCAGGAUGGUUUCUUUCAUGAUUUUGUUUUCUUUGGUGACAGAGGCUAGUUGAGUGGUGACGGAGGAAAGCUGGUUCGAUACGGUUGAAACGGAGUGCUGGAGUGACUUGUUUUCUCGUGUGAGUGUGUCUAUUUGUUGUUGACUGUAUUCUAGGCUGUGACGGAGGUGUUGGAAUUCCUUGUGUAAUACUUCUAUUAGCGCUACUCUUGCAUCCAGUCAGGUAAGUUUAUUGUCAAUGGAUAUUAGUAUGUCAUUUACCUCGGUGCAGCAGGGAGGUUUUGGUGAAGUUGUCGGUGAGGGUGCCGGCGAAGUGGAAGUGGAUGAGGCGGAUGAGUCCGUGGUGCGUGUUUUUUUUUUAUUUUUGCAAGCGUCCCAUGGUGCAGAAUGUAUUGUAGUACUUGUCGAUGUAAUCCUCUAAAUGAGCCAGGUCUGUGUUGUUAUCCGGUCGAAGUGGUAGGUAAAAAUUGAAAGGUUUAAAGCGGAAAACUGACGGUGAAAGUUUUGAAGACGAAAAAAGUUUGUUGUGGUUUGUCUAGCAGCAGGCUGCCAUGAUGGAUCACGCACAGUCUCGCGAGCGGUUGCGGUCACAGAGCCAUCAGCCCCACCUCAUCACUAAGCCCCACCUCAUCAACGUUUUAUUUAUAAUACAGAAAAUGAAACUCAAUCAACCAACUCAAUCUAACUAUGUCUGCAUGGCAUCUGUUUGACAACAGGGAGGCGUGGCAGUCGGCUAAACUGCAGUCUGUUUAUAAUGACGUCUGUGCAAAUAAAGGCCACGUGGCUGUGAGCUGGCUUGCAGUGCUUGCCGCUCACCACACGAGGGCGAUGUUCUAGGGGGGAGGUUCAACCGCUUCGUACGUCGAGACACGACAUUAGGACGUAGCUAUUGGGCUCCACCCCUCAGGGUGGCGUGCCUGUUCACGCACCGAUCGACUAGUCUCUCUAACGGACACAAAAGGGUUAACACCUCACUGCGGCUGCGCAAGCAGUGGUAAUGGAAAAAGUUCACGCUGCCUCUCUAACAGCAGAUUGAUUCACUAUACUCCUCUCGGGAGUAACAAGAGUUACCAGAUAGAUCUUACAACAGCAGACAAAACUGCGGACUUAAAUUCACGAAAUGCGGCGAUAUGUGAAAAAGAAUUGUGUCUGAAAUCACUCUAACAAAACCUCUCACUGGAAACAGUGAUCUCCCGCGACAGGUAGCUAAUCUGCCGGGGAAUGAGGAAUAACUGAAUCCUUUACUUUCACUAGAACUUCGUAGCAGACUAUACAGGGUUCGGGGACUCAGAACCACGGCUCGGAGUAGGGUUGGGUAUCUAGAAUCGAGUAUUGAUGGGGACCGGGACUAACAUUUCGAUUCUUCCGGUAUCGUUCGAAUACUAAAAUUUCGAUUCCAAGUUUUGAUGCCGGAGUCUGCCGACUGGAAGAAAUAGCCGCCGAAAAUCAACGAAGAAGAAGCCGCUUAACACCAAUGAGGACGGAGCGUAUGAGACGAAGCCCACAGAAAGUGAAGAGAGACAGAGAGAGAAAGUACAUUGCAACCCACAGCAAUGCAGCCGCUGUUGGUUACAAUCUCUCUCUGUCUCUCUCCUCUCUCUGUGUGUGGCUCUGUCUCAUACGCUCCGUCCUCGUUGGUGCUCGGCAGCUUCCUCUUCAUUGGUCAAAAGUUUGGCUAACUUUAGCAGGAAGAAUGAACUCUUAUCUCAAUGCAACAUUAGCAAUACAGUUAGAUCAUGCAAAGGAGGGUAAAUGACCAACAUGAUUUAACACCUCAGGAUUCAUGGAGGAGAAAUACCCGGGUGCUCGUCUUUGACGCGCUUCGCCGGUGUUGUGCCUUAGAAUGCACCCCUGCCGUUAAAUGCACCCCUGACGGGAGCGCGGUUAAAAGUACACGGCGAAACAAUCCAAGUUUUCCUUACCGUUGAACGGAAUCUAAAGCGUGUGCCUUUAAUGAUUUCAUUCAGGCUAUUCAGAUAUGCCGAAAACAACAGCCCUCUGAUUCGGAAUGUUUACUGUCCCGAAAAUAAAAUGUUCUCUACCUUAACAGCUUACUGUACAGUUUAUAUACCCAAGUACACCUCUAUGUGUGCAUUUUUGAGACACAUAAAAACAAAACGAAAGUUUACUGCUCCAUUUGACAUGUUUUCAUGAUCUAAUACCCGUGUUUUAUUAAAUAUGAGAUCAUAUUUCUUCCACUAAGAAGCUAAUGAGUGGAGGGGAGGCAUUCUACGGCAGGGGUGCAUUCUACAGCACAACACCUGUCUUCCGCUAACCAGUCAGGAUCAGAUAAGUGAAACAAUAAAUUACUUCUGUCCUCUGCUAACUUUGAAACGGUAAACAAAUUGUACUGUGUACGGUGAGUUAACUUAAAUAUCCAACUAACGUUAGCCCUUGUACUUUUUCAUAGACAAACGACCUGAAAACAAAAAUUGAUAUUUAUGUACUGGUUGAAAAUAGCCCUGUGAGAAAUUCAUAGUAAAGUUCUUAAAAAGUUCAUAUGAUUUAAAAAUUCAUGGGGAAGUUCAGAAAUUUCAUCCAAAAAGAAGAGCUCCGGUUAGCACCCUCAUUCAAACCAUGCUUUUUUAAAAAUUUUUUUGAUAUCCUGCCUUUUAAAUGAAUCGAAAUAGAGAAUCGAUAGGAAUCGGAAUCGAAAUGAGGAAUCGGAAUCGGAAUCGUUCAAAAUCAAACGAUACCCAACCCUAGCUCGGAGCUUCACGAACACCGGGUCCGGCCCAAGGCCUUCUAAUACAAGCGUAUGGCGACACUGAAAUCGUGCACUCAAAAGUUAACAGUCUGGAUACACGCAUCGGCGGCGCGCACAGCAGAAAACGCAACCUCGCUGCAAUCAAAACAAUGAUCCACUUGGUCCAGGCUCACACACAAAUGUAUGCAGCAGGAAAAUCAGCUCUUUAACAAGAGCUCAUAUCAUCAGAACCUGAAUCAGGAACACAUCAAACGCCCAGUUCAGCAAUUUCAAAAAUGCAUCAGAAAUACAUCAAGCAAUCAAUCCAGUUAUUUCAGCAAGCAUAGCAUAGAUCUUAAGGGGUCUGAGUUGGGAAAGUUGGGUUUCUCACUAGUUUGGGGAGAUAAUCUUAAGGUUGUCUGUUAUUGUUUCCAGAAGUCGUUUGAAAUGAGCCUCACACGGCCACACCAAAUAAUUUGUAGUGAAUCGAAUUCAGAAUAAAUGUCCAAAAUUAAUAAAAUUAAAUUAUGAUAUUUAUGCACUCGUUGAAGGGGCACCACCCACCUUUUCCACCUUUCUGGUGGGAAAAAGACGAAACAAAGUUCAGUUGAGUAAUCAAACGUUGAAUCAGUCUUAAACAGAUUUAAAUCAAUCUCUCAUCUGAGGCCGGAAUUCUCCAUUCAGGGACUCUACUUUCUGGAAAGACCACUAAGAGAUGACAACUUAAAAUUAAAUGGACAAUUUAUUAACAAGCUAUAUGAUAACAAAAUUUCAAUAAAUGAUGAUCAAAUAAUGAGAAAAUCAAAGAACAUCUAAUGAAUAAAUGAAGGAAUGGUUUGAACUGAACCUAAGACUGGAGGUUAAUGAUAGUGAGUGAAUAAGAGAAAAUUUAACCUACGUUAAAGGAGUUAUGAGGGUAAAUUUUGAAAAAGGAAUUUGGAGAACUAAACUAUAACUAGGAAAGUAAGCUACUGAAUGCUUGACGGCAUCACCCAGUUGAUACAGCAGUUUCGAGGAGUUUGCCUACUUUGGAUGUCGGUUCUCAGCUGCACUCUUGGAAUGGAUCAGCUGAAGUUCUGUGGCUACCGGACCGGAUGCUGAAAGUUCGGAGGGGAGUUCUCCGCCGUGAAUGGUCUCAGGCUUCAGGACCAUGUCAGCGCCAUUAGAUACUUCAGUUCUCUUGGCCUCUCGGAACCAGGUGGCAAACGCAGCUCGGCAGAUGAUGCUGGUCGGUCCUCCAGGCGUUCAGAACUAGCUUUGUUGCAGAUUAAUUCGCGCCAAUAACUUAAGAAAAUAUUUCCUCAGGUCAGGACUCAGCUGUCCACCUUCACUUGAAGGAUACGGGUCACUCUUUUGAGGACAGCAAUGUACAGGUGUUGGCUCGUGAAGACAGAUGGUUUGAAAGAGGAGUUAAAGAAGCCAUCUUUACCAGGCUGGAGAAACCUUCUCUGAACAGAGGGGGUGGACUCAGGCACAAUCUCUCUGGCACUUACAAUGCAGUUCUCAGCUCUCUCCCCAGGAAGCUCCACAAACAUUCACACCUGGAACCACAUGACCCAGGUGGCAUGAGUCAUGUGGUCACAUGACAGGAAUCGCUAACGACCCUUCAGGUUAAUGACUUGGGGGGGACACACACCCAGAGAUGGGUUUCUACGACCCAUUCUUUUCAACUCCACCCAGUCGUUAACUGUCCCCCUUCUCCAGUAAGAUAAAUAUCUGCUCCUGACACUAGCACUUUUAGAACUGAAGAAGCUUCUUGGAUAAGAGGCGAGACGUCUUCUCAAGUCUACACAGUCCAGUUGCCUGUUUUAAGUCUUCAAGAUAACUUAAGAAAAUAAUUUCACUGGCCAGCCGAUAUUAUCUUCAGGAGUCACUUUAGCGAACUAAAAUAAAAUAAAAGGCUUAGACUGACGUUCUCUAUGCGCGCAGCUAAUUUCUGAUGCUUUAAAGAAACUUGGGCAUGGUUUCAUCCAAGUUUCUGGAAAAGUCUGAGCUUAAGGCAAAUAAUAAAAACGCAGAGAAAUAUUGCAAGACGAUGGACAGAGACAAAAGAACUCAAGAACGAAGAAGCACGAAAAAGGUAAAGAUGCAAAAAGCAGAAGAAGCCAAGGACGGCAAAAGCUCAACUCUUUUAAGCAGUUCACGUGGGGCGUGAACCAACAGGGGAGGGGGGGGGGCACUUAUGCAAUCGUUGUUCCCCAUGCGGCCCGUCGACUGGCAGCGAAUUAACUUAACUUGAUAUUAAAUGCGAGCUAGAUGUAAUUUACUCACUCACUAUGAUUAAAAUUGUUUAUAACAUCACAUACGAUCACAUUUCACUUUAUUGUUUCUUAUGAGCAGAUGCAUUAAAACAUGACAUUUAACGAAAAGUAAAUGAUCAGCCGUUUUCUUGAUAAUAACAGAGAAUUAAUGACUUUUUUGAAAGUUAGAGAGGGACAGAAAACCAAAUUAUCUAUUCGAACAGAAACACCAUCCAGCAUAAGAAACACAUACGUGAUGAUACUUGACAACAAUAUAACCUUGUCAAUCGAUACUUCAUAAAUGAUUAACAUAUAUAUUCGGGUGAGGUAGAUAAAAACAUAGUAUUUAUACAUUCGAAAACUCUUAACUUGAGUAUAAAAGAGUUUCCUGUUACUACUUCUAAAAUUGCUAACCGAUCUUGGGAAUACCAUUUACUAAGCUACGAAGUGUAUAAAAAAAGAAGAAGAAGAAGAAAUGCACAUAAUUAAAUUCACUGAAUACACAUUUGGUUCUGACCAAACCACAUUCAGGCAACACCACUAGGAGGAGCUCUUGGUCCAUGGAAAACCUGGAAUAAAUUUUUGAAGUUGACAGUUUGGCUUGUAGACAUGCUAGAAAACUGGGGAAAAGACAGUUUCAUUGAUGAUGUGGUGUACAGAUAGAAAAUCCUGGUGAAGUGUCCAUUAAACCUGAAGUUAAACCAUUUUCAGUCAUUCUCUUCCUCCUGCACCUUAGAGAGAGUCAUUGAAAAACACAGUCAUUCAAAGGCUUAAUGGUAGGGGCCUGUUCCAUGGAUUGGCGCCAAAAUGCAGCCUUGGAGAAUGUUCUCAUGCUCUUUUCGGGUCACUCUGAGGUGUCAGCUAUGACCUUUUCCAGCCAAAGUGAAAGGCUCAAUAUUUAUUCGGUCUGGGGGUCAUGUGGUUGAUAAGCAACUUGUCUCUUUGAAGCGUGAAGAUUCACUAUCAACCUUUUGGGACGAGGCCCCCCUUUGGUUCUGUCCUGGAUCGUAAGCGGCCAUAAGUUAAGUGUGAAACGUUACCCCCAUUUCCUCCCCUAAUCAGGGAAGCCUGCAUUCCUUUGAGUGGUUGAAUUAAAGAUGGACAAAGCAGAAAGCAGUCGUCUUGUUAGAAGGGUCCCAGCCAUAGUACUAGCCACCAAACAUCUUUUUAACUUUGACUAAUUUCUUUAGCAAAGAGACUAAACAUACUCACCUACUCUUUUUCAGCAGCUGCUUGUUAACGAAGACCCCGUGGCGAGUCCAUCGACUACAGCAGGGUGUAUAGCUCAAGGAGGAACAUUUAUGAUCAUUUCUUUAUCAUUUCCUUGUAGUAAUAAUCACCAUAUUAAUAAUUUUGCACUGCAGACGCGGUAGUUCUUCUGCCUAUUGCUAUCUGCGGCCAUUACUGAAGUUCGUAUAACUAGAGAAGCAAGUGGUUGGCAACUUUCAUCUCUCGAGGGGGUGUCUAAUUUGGUGUUAUGGUGUGUUUGACCCUAGAUUAAUUUUACGCUGGAAUAUCCCUUUAAAUAGUUUGUUUCAUUUGUUAUAUUGCACAAACAAGCACAUCAUUACACAGUCUGAGCAUUAAUCUUGUGAUAUUGUGAAAUUCAAAUACUGAAUACAAAUGUGAUAACUUUAACAAUUCCUCACUGUGUUUUUUUCUUCUCAGCCAACAGUCCAACCAGGAGGCAGAGCCUGCUCUUCUGA